Molecule: messenger RNA, 1111 nt
Organism: Corylus avellana
Lineage: Eukaryota; Viridiplantae; Streptophyta; Magnoliopsida; Fagales; Betulaceae
Gene: LHCA2
Product: photosystem I light harvesting complex protein
Biological process (GO): photosynthesis, light harvesting
Cellular component (GO): membrane
Source: RefSeq, a predicted model, not a curated record
GUAUUUGCUUUCCAUACACCAAUCAUCACACGCUCACCCAAGAAAAUCUAGUCUGAAAAGCUACAAUGGCUUCUGCUUUCGCUUCCUCUGCCAUUGCAGCCGUGGCCAUCUCUUCCCCCAGUUCCCAAAAGACUGGAUGUUUAGUGGGUGCAACAAAAGCUUCUUUCCUUAGUGGGAGGAAACUGAGAGUGAGAAGCUACACAGCAGCCAGCGGAAGGCGUUCACUUUCGGUGUGUGCCGCAGUGGCUGAGCCUGAUAGGCCACUCUGGUUCCCAGGCAGCACCCCUCCUCCAUGGCUUGAUGGCAGCCUCCCUGGAGACUUUGGUUUCGAUCCUCUCGGUCUCGGAUCUGAUCCUGAGACCCUGAGAUGGAACGUACAAUCAGAGAUUGUGCACUGCAGAUGGGCAAUGUUAGGCGCUGCGGGUAUUUUCAUUCCAGAGUUCCUAACAAAGAUUGGCAUCCUCAACACCCCUUCAUGGUACACUGCUGGAGAGCUGGAAUAUUUCACUGACACCACCACCCUCUUCAUUAUUGAGCUCAUUUUAAUCGGCUGGGCAGAGGGAAGACGGUGGGCUGACAUCCUCAAGCCAGGGUCCGUAAACACCGACCCCAUCUUCCCCAACAACAAGCUCACAGGCACAGACGUCGGCUACCCUGGAGGGUUAUGGUUCGACCCACUUGGCUGGGGAAGUGGUUCUCCUGAGAAGAUCAAGGAGUUGAGGACAAAAGAGAUCAAAAAUGGGCGGCUCGCAAUGUUGGCCGUCAUGGGUGCGUGGUUCCAACACAUAUACACCGGCACCGGACCCAUCGACAACCUUUUUGCCCACCUUGCUGACCCUGGCCAUGCCACCGUAUUUGCUGCUUUCACCCCAAAGUGAGGAGCAAUGUAUGAUCGAUGUGUAGUACUAUGAUUACAAGUGUGGGAGUAAGAAAAGGAGGCAGCUUAAAGGAUUUGUGUUUUCAGAAAAGGAAUGUUUGUACCAAUGGAACAUGCGUGUGUCUUUGUUUAUGUCUUCCAGAGAAUGUUCAUUGCAAUGUACAAAUGCCUCUUUUAACUUAGAGAGAUGCCGUGAAUAUAAUUAAGUUCAGGUGGUAAUUAAAUUUGCCCAUA